Cydia amplana is the source of this 629-nucleotide messenger RNA. RefSeq names its product apoptosis regulatory protein Siva-like. Bases 37 to 474 code for a protein of 145 amino acids. The record is from RefSeq and is a predicted model, not a curated record. The transcript is spliced from 4 exons. NCBI's taxonomy places the organism in Eukaryota, Metazoa, Arthropoda, Insecta, Lepidoptera, Tortricidae.
AUAUUUUCUCGAAUAAGCAAAUCGUGUAGCUGUACAAUGACGAAGCGGUCUAACCCAUUUAUUGAGGACUUCGUGCAGCAGAGCAAAGUUCACGUUGGAAUGAAACAAUUCAACAAUAACGAAGACAGACUUCAGAAAGUGUACGAGAAAACCCUUAAACUACUGUUCCGAGGCGCAAAGAUGCCCACAAAGACUGUUAGCGAGAUACCAACAGAGAAUGAAGGCAGAAAAGAUGGUUUUAAGCAGUUGUUCCUUGGGAAAAAUGGUCAUCUCCAACAGACUGGUGCUGUGACAAAGCCCAUGAUCCAGAAGUGUCUGUGCGGGGCCGUGUCGGAGGACCGCUGCUCGUACUGUGAGAAGGUGCUUUGCGGGGCCUGCCAGCAUUCCUGCGAGCGCUGCCAACUCGGCUACUGCAACCACUGCUGUCUUACAGGAUCUGAAGGCUCGGAGAUAUGUGUGUCCUGUUAUAAUUAAUUUAUUUCUGUUGGUUUUUGACUUGAUUUAGAAGCUGAAGAUACGUUUAAUGUUUAAUAUUUUAUUUUGUUACCGACAUAUGAUUAGAAGAGACGAAAAUAUUUUAAGUUCAAUUAGUAUUAAGAUGUUUAAAAAAGAAGGUUGUGUCUUGGCCG